AUGGUACAGGCGGUUACCUUACGAUUAUCUCUGGAAACUCUGAAAACUGCUACAGACGGUGACCAGGUGUUGCAAGGAAACUGUUUAUAUGCAUCAACCCUGGGUUUUGUUGAUCGGAGGGCUCCCUCUCAUGGUGAUGAUAUGGCAUAUUUACUCUUGUAUGUUGAUGAUAUUAUUUUAGCUACCUCAUCUAACAGGUUGCGUGCAUGGAUCAUAUCUCAGUCGCAAAUUGAGUUCCCUAUGACAGAUUUGGGUCAUUUGAGCUAUUUUAUGGGCAUAGCAGUGACCCGAAAACCUUCUUAUUUGCUACUUUUUCAGGAAAAGUACACACAGGAGAUUUUAGAGCGAGCGUGCAGGCCAGAUAUUUCCUAUGCGUUACAACAGGUGUGUCUUUUUAUGCAUGAUCCUCGGGAACCUCACUAUGAGGCAUUGAAACGCAUUAUGCGUUAUGUUCAGGGUUUGAUUGAUCAUGGUUUACAUUUAUAUCCUACUGCUUCUCAUCGCUUGAUUACUUACACUGACGCUGAUUGGAGAGGUCGUCCCGAUACCCGUCGUUCCACAUCGGGGUAUUGUUGUUUUCUUGGGGACAACCUCGUGUCCUGGUCAUCUAAGCGUCAACAUACAUUAUCUAAGUCGAGUACAGAAGCAAAAUAUCGAGGUGUCGCAAAUUUUGUCUCUGAGGCGUGUUGGCUUUGUAAUCUUUUACUUGAGUUACAUUGUCUUCUACGGCAGGCUACUAUCGUUUAUUGUGAUAAUGUCAGUGCUAUCUACCUUUCUGGCAACCUGGUACAACACCAACGCACCAAACAUGUGGAGAUGGAUAUUCAUUUUGUUCGAGAAAAGGUUGCUUUGGGACAAGAUCGGGUUCUCCAUGUUCCUACUAGAUAUCAGUUCGCGGACAUUUUCAUUAAAGGCCUACCACGAGAAUUAUUUCUGGAAUUCAGGUCCAGUCUUAGCGUACGACCUCCUCCCGUUACGCCUGCGGGGGUGUGA
Messenger RNA from Chenopodium quinoa (quinoa), 993 nucleotides. RefSeq lists its product as uncharacterized. NCBI's taxonomy places the organism in Eukaryota, Viridiplantae, Streptophyta, Magnoliopsida, Caryophyllales, Amaranthaceae. Bases 1 to 993 code for a protein of 330 amino acids. The transcript is spliced from 4 exons. The record is from RefSeq and is a predicted model, not a curated record.